Messenger RNA from Anoplopoma fimbria (sablefish), 1628 nucleotides. RefSeq names its product 3-hydroxybutyrate dehydrogenase, type 1 (gene bdh1). Bases 32 to 1117 code for a protein of 361 amino acids. NCBI's taxonomy places the organism in Eukaryota, Metazoa, Chordata, Actinopteri, Perciformes, Anoplopomatidae. Gene Ontology annotation, molecular function: oxidoreductase activity. The transcript is spliced from 5 exons. The record is from RefSeq and is a predicted model, not a curated record.
GCUCCGACAGUAAACGCACCACUCGGUUAAGAUGGCUCCGCUCCCCGUGUUCCGAGUGGCUCUUCUGGUUUCCUUUUCAGUGUUCCUGACCGUCGUGUUGGGCUUUGGAUUGCCUUUUCUCCUGAACAGAGCGAUGGGAAUGAUGGGCUUACCAGAGACGAGUGUAACCGAGUGCAUAGUCGUGCUGUAUUUAUGUUUUGUCUUGUAUGUUGCGACGCCUCGAGUUCCUAGAGGAUUGGUGGAGGUGAAGGGAAAAGCUGUGUUCGUUACAGGCUGUGACAGUGGAUUUGGUCAUGCACUUGCCAAACAUCUUCACAAACUUGGCUUCACUGUCUUUGCUGGAUGUCUUUUUAAGGAUAAAGGUGGCGAGGGUGCAAAGGAACUGGAAGAAUUUCAUUCAGAUCGCAUGAAGGUCGUCCAGCUUGAUGUUUGCAGUGAAGAGCAGGUGGACAAGGCUGCAGAAUAUAUCAAGGACAACCUGGAGGACACAGAAACAGGUCUUUGGGCUGUGGUGAACAACGCUGGUGUGUCAACCUUUGGAGAAGUAGAGUUCACCUCAAUGGACACCUACAAGCAGGUGUCAGAGGUCAACCUGUGGGGCACCAUCAGGGUCACCAAAGCUGUUCUGCCAUUAAUCCGCAGGGCCAAAGGACGUGUUGUGAACCUGGCCAGCAUGUAUGGGAGGAUGGGAAAUGCCUUGCGGUCACCUUACUGCGUGUCUAAAUACGGCGUGGAAGCUUUUUCUGACUGCCUUCGCUACGAGAUGAAGACCUGGGGAGUUAAAGUGUCAAUAAUCGAACCGGGGAACUUCAUCGCGGCCACCGGCAUCCUGACCCGAGACAUUGUGGCCAGCACGGCCAACAAGCUGUGGAGUGAGGCACCCUCGCAGGUAAAGGAAGAUUAUGGGAAAGCCCACUUUGAGCAACACGUGGCUCUGAUGCGCUCUUACUGCAACAGCGGACAGAAGGAUGUGGCUCCUGUCCUGGAUGACAUCACUGACGCCAUCAUGUCCAAACGUCCGUAUACACGGUAUCACCCCAUGGAGCCACACUGGUGGAUCAGAGUUCAGCUGAUGACCCACCUGCCUGCCGCCAUAUCUGACUUCCUGUACUUCUAAAAGAGGAGCUGUUCCUGCAAGAGCAGCGCAUUAGUCAACUAUCUAGAUACAGACCCUUCUGUAGCUCGAUUCAGACUCUUCAGAGGGCAUUCUGCUAGGUAGUCCUCAGCACUUUAAAUCAUACACUGAUCAAGCCUUAAAACAACCAUUUUUAUAAACUGUAAGUUCAUUAUUGCACUUUGCUUAUUGUAUGUCUUACAGGAAUCAUAACUUUUUCUACACAGAUAUAUUCCUUGAUAAGUAGUAACUACUUUGUGUUGAAUAUCAGUGACGCUAUGACAUACUCGUAGCUAUAAAUACAUCUUUAUUACUCGCUGUGGCAUUAUCUUUAAAAAAAAAAAAAAAAAGAAUGAAAAGGAUGUUUGUCCCCCUUUUAUCUUGUUUUCUUUUCCCUCAUACUUGUAAUGUUUUGGGUAUGGGACUCAGCCGGGGCCACACUGGCAUGAGGACCAAAGUCGGCAGAGCUUUGAGAAGGCUCCCGCUGUUCUGUUGUGGCUGACGCCGGAACAAA